UGGCUAAUUAGAUGGGCCGGGCUAGCUGGUGUUGGAAUGAACUCUACUCGACUAGCAGCCAAUCCAAGAGAAAGGCUGAAAUUUAAUGUGCUUGCUAGGAUUUUCUUUUGUUGGGUGGAUCCACUCUUCUGGUUGGGAUGUAGAAGGAGUUUAGAAGUAAGUGAUUUGUAUGAAAGACCUUCUGAAGCUGAUUCCAAUGAGCUCUUAGCCAAAUUCAACAAAUAUUGGAAACUAGAGCUGAAACGAAAGAAGUAUGGUGGGUCCCCGAGAAUGCUAUUGAUACUGUUCAAAAUGUUUUGGGGUUAUCAUUUUAAACAAGGGCUGUUCUUGUUUCUUGAGGUAGGUUGUUUUAUUACUAUGUCUGAGAUGAUAGGAUUACUUGCUGACUAUUUCACUCUUUCAUCUCCAUCAAUUGAUGACACACGUGAUGCUUACCUUUAUGCAAUGGGACUGGCUUUAUUGUCUCUUGCUAUUGUCUUUUUUCAUGCUUACAAUUUCCACGCAUCUUAUCUUCUUGGGAUGCUUACAAGAAUUACAAUGACUUCUGCUCUGUACCAAAAGAUACUCUCUCUCAGUCAAUCUACAGUUAGUCAAAAGACUAUUGGUCACAUUGUUAACUUGGUAUCAAAUGAUGUCCACAAGUUUGACUUGCCUUUCCUUUUCUGUCAUUAUUACUGGAUUGGUCCCAUACAUAUAGUAGUAGUUACUUACCUGUUGUAUCUUGAACUCCAGUGGAGUGCAUUUGUGGCUACUGCUCUUGUUCUACUUCAGAUUCCCCUUCAACUGACAAUUGCUUACUUUUCCAGCAAGCUAAGAUUGAAUGCUGCAAAAAUGACAGAUAGAAGAGUGAAGGUCAUGAAUGAAGUCAUCAGUGGAAUCAGAGUCAUUAAGAUGUAUGCAUGGGAAUAUGCUUUUAGUAAUGUAGUGGCAGCUAUUAGGAAGAGUGAAAUAUAUUUGAUUGCUAAGUAUUUUAUGGUUCAAGCUAUCGGUUUGACUUGUGACACUGUCACUGUCUCAUUUAUAAUGUUUUGUCUGUUUACUGUUUAUGUCAAUACUCCUGAUGCACAGAUCACUCCAAGGAAAGUAUUCAUUGCAUUUUCUUUCUUGAGUUUUCUUCGCAUCUCUCUUCUUCAAACAUCUAUAUCAGUGAUACAGCAAGCAGCAGCUGUUGUUGCCGGAAGGAGAAUCAAAAAUUUCCUUUUGCUGGAUGAGUUGGAACAAUUUUUAGACUCUGAUUCAUCCAAUGAAUACAUUGCUCUUGAGUCGUUGUCAUCUCCUAAUGAAGAACAUACUAACAUUGUAAAGGUGCAAGGACUAACUGCUUCUUGGUCACUAGAUAGUGAUAAAUUGACUCUUAAUGACGUAUCAUUUACUGUCAAUAAAGAGAAACCAUUGCUAGCUAUAGUUGGUAGUGUUGGCUGUGGUAAGUCAACCCUUCUUCAGUGUCUAUUGAAAGAGCUACCUGCUUUGAGUGGUACAGUAAUGGUUAAAGGGUCAGUUGGGUAUGCUAGUCAAGAAGCAUGGGUCUUCUCAGCUACACUGAGAGACAAUAUACUCUUUGCCAGGGCAGUCUAUCGUCAAGCUGAUGUUUAUCUUCUUGAUGAUCCUCUGAGUGCAGUAGAUGCUGCAGUCAGUAGACAUCUGUUUGAGAGGUGCAUUAGUGGAAUAUUAUCAGACAAGAUUGUUAUACUAGUAACUCAUCAACUACAAUAUCUUGAGCAGUGUGAUACUGUACUUGGAUUAAAAGAAGGCUGCAUUGCUGUGUAUGGUGAUACUGAUGAGGUUUUGAAAGACAACAGUACAAUCAUGGAGUUACUAGCUGAUAAUGUAGAUAAACCCUCAUAUGACUUUAAUGUUAGAUCAGCAAGUAAAGCUGGACUGGAGGAAAGUCCUUUUGAUAAUAAUGAGAAAGAUCUCGAGAUUGAGUUAAAAGCAAAUCAAUUAAAAGCCGAUACUGCAGCAGCUCAAAAAACGUCCGUCCCUCCUGAAGAAAGAGCUCACGGCACAGUAUCAACUAAGACGUACAUUCGUUAUUUUCUAACUGGAGGAGGGUACCUAUUCACAUUAGUAAUUGUACUUAUUUAUUUAUCAACUGAGGCAAAUUUUGUUACGGCAGAUUGGUGGAUAUCAAAUUGGGCAUAUUGUGAAUCAGACAGUAAUGAUAGCAGCUCUAUAUGUUCACUCACUGAUAAUCAACGUAUUGGAAUAUAUGGGGGACUCAUUGGAUCACUGGCAGUGUUUGCAGGACUCAGAUCAACGCUGUUCUUUUUCUUAAUGUUAAAUUCAGCAAGAAUUGUGCACAACAAAAUGUUUGCUAGAGUACUGAGAGCUCCCAUUCUGUUCUUUGAUACCAACCCAAUUGGUCGAGUUUUGAACCGUUUUUCAAAAGAUGUUGGGUUUCUUGAUGAUGAACUUCCUUUUUAUUUUUCCUUAUAUCUCUUAUUACUGGUCCGUUUCUGUGCCAUCAUGAUAACAGCAUCCAUUGCUAAUCCUCUCGUCCUGAUUGCUGUUGGAGUUGUUUUCAUUGUCUCCAUUUUAUUUCGUUGGUAUUACUUGAAUACUGCACGAGACAUCAAACGGCUUGAAGCUAUGACUCGGAGUCCUGUCUAUUCUCAUCUAUCUCUUACAUUGCAAGGACUCCCUACCAUUAGAUCAUAUUCAAUGCAAACUGAAGCAAUGAAUCUUUUCUACAAGUUUCAAGAUCAACACACUCAAGCCUCCUAUCUUUACAUUGUAACCAACAGAUGGUUUGGAAUGAGACUUGAUGUUCUCAGCACAUUAUUUAUUACAUUUGUAGCUUUUGGAUCAGUUCCUCUAUCAUCCACACUGGAUGCAGGUUUGGUGGGACUGGCACUAACCUAUUCAAUUUCGCUUAAUGGUGCAUUUCAAGGUUGCAUCAGAUCUGGUACUGAAGUUGAGAGUUUUAUGGUUUCAGCUGAGAGAGUGAUGGCUUAUGGUCAACUGGAAACAGAAUCAUCCUUAGAAACUGAUCCUUCAGUAUCACUGAGUUCAGAAUGGCCAACAAAAGGACACAUUGAACUAAAAGAUGUCUCCUAUUGUCAUUCAAAUGAAGGACCACUUGUACUUAAAGGAAUUACAUGUGACAUUAAACCAAGUGAAAAGAUUGGUAUUGUGGGUCGUACUGGAGCUGGUAAGUCAUCUCUCAUUGGGGCAUUGUUCAGACUAGCUGAACCAACUGGUAGUAUUAAAAUUGAUGGAGUUGAACUCAGUCAACUCGGACUCCAUGAUGUUAGGAGUAAUAUAUCAAUCAUUCCACAAGAUCCAGUAUUGUUUGGUGCAUCAGUACGUUACAAUUUAGAUCCAUUUCAAGAAUAUGAUGAUGAUAGAAUAUGGAAGUCAUUAGAACAAGUUCAACUGAAGAAUGUAGUUGAUGGUCUUGAAGGAAAAUUGGAGAGUGAUGUAAGCGAAGGGGGUGCCAACUUUAGUGUGGGACAGAGGCAGCUGUUCUGUCUAGCCAGAGCCCUCCUUCAGAACAACACUAUCAUUAUAUUAGAUGAAGCCACUGCUAAUGUGGAUUUGGAGACUGAUGCCAUUAUUCAGCAAGUGAUACGUAAACAAUUCUCUGGUAGUACUGUCCUAACUAUUGCCCAUAGACUUGAUACUGUCAUGGAUUCUAAUAGGAUCAUGGUAUUGAGAUCAGGUCAACUGGUAGAGUUUGAUGUACCUCAUUUGCUCCUCAGUGACUCAUCCUCAUAUCUCAGUAAACUUGUGCAACAAACUGGAGCAAUCAGUGACACUAAAUUGAGAAAUAUUGCUUUUGAGUCUUACCAUAAGCAUAGCAUUGAAGGACAAUAAUAACUAUUUAUAUUUUUGUAUUUAUUUUAAAUAUAGACCCAUAAAUGUA
This is a messenger RNA of Amphimedon queenslandica, 3865 nucleotides long. RefSeq names its product multidrug resistance-associated protein 4-like. The record is from RefSeq and is a predicted model, not a curated record. Bases 37 to 3816 code for a protein of 1259 amino acids. Gene Ontology annotation, biological process: transmembrane transport. The transcript has 30 exons. Gene Ontology annotation, cellular component: membrane. Gene Ontology annotation, molecular function: ATP hydrolysis activity; ABC-type transporter activity; ATP binding. Lineage: Eukaryota; Metazoa; Porifera; Demospongiae; Haplosclerida; Niphatidae.